AUGGACUCUGGCUUUGCUCCCUCAUACAUGCAGGAAGCUGGCCUUCAUUCUACUGGAGUUCCCGGCAUGUCUUUGCCCAGUGACUAUGAUCUUCCGCAGCCAUUUGACGCGGCCUCUCUGUACGAAGCUGUCUCUAAUUCCAAUGUACAAGGCUUGUCUAUGCCGCCAUACAGCGGGCCUUUUUUCCCGAACGACGAAGUUUCGACUAUGAACAAUAGAACUUCUGGAAUCACUACGGCACCUCCCAUAACCAGUGCGACUUUUGCAAACAUGGGUACAAUUGACAUGAAUACGAAUACGAAUAACUCGUUCGAUACCCUUUCUUCGGCCCAAACUAUGUCUAAUGUUUUCACGAAUCUGCCGCGCCAGUGGCCUCCUGCCUCACAACCACCAACAAAUAUCUCAACGGCCGGUCCGAUGCCUCGGUUUUCUUAUUUUUCCAACGUGAAUACCCAUACAUCAUCCCCUGCGCAGACGGCCCAGAUGUUUACGGCGCCCACCAGGUUAUCAGAGGUACAAAAUGAACCGCAGCAUCGGCCUACUCCGAAUCCUUUCGCUGUUGCCUUUAGUGCUUUAGACCCCGCGUCGAACUCAGGAGCAUCUUAUCGAACAAGUCGUAAUGCGCAUGCAUUUCCUCAUUCUGGAUCAUCUGCAGGGAGCUCUCAUCAUAGGCGAAACCAGCGAACAACCACUUUGACACCAACGCCGAUAAUCCCAGCUCACAACAGAGCUCGAUCUAUCCAGUCUUCACGCGUGCGGGCACGACCUGCGAGUAUGACUUCUACCACGACCUACACCGGCACUCCAUCCAUACAACAACAGACAACCCAGAGCCAGAGCAACCAGCCCGCCAUCAGCACCACCCUCGAAACAUCUACGAGACCUUCAGCACGCUUGGAAUACGCACCCAUGCAGCACCAAGCGUCCAGCCGAACCCUACAUGAUGAUCCGUACCUUGACGAGUUGCUGCGAGACGUGCCCAGCCAGUACCGGGCUAUAUACAGAAACAGCCUAGCCGGAACACCGGCACUGAGUAAAACCAAAAAGCUAGUAGAGGCGCCCAAGGAAGCUCGUCCUGAGCCCAAGGAAACAGAAGAGAUGACCAUCAACAUGGAGUGUAAGAUUUGCAUGAGUCAAGUUGUUGACACUGUACUACUUCCCUGCGGACAUGCGAUACUUUGCCGCUGGUGCGCAGACGAGCUCAUGCCUCCAUCAAAAGGAUGUCUCAAGGAAAGGGCAAGCUGUCCUAUGUGUCGUGAGCCUGUGAAACAGAAGGUAAAUUUCCCAAGCACAGUUUUUCAAGCUCUGCAGGCGACUGACUCAAUACAGCACCGCAUUUAUUUCCCGUGAUAAAAUCAAACAGUCAAACCAAAAUACCCCCUAUUGCAUUGCUCGUGCCACAUCUCCCAGUCAGACGUUCGAUGUUUUUACUAGUAACCUAUCAUACCUACAUUUGCAUAGAGUAUCCUGGCGUUAGAUAUUUUGCAGCCUUU
Messenger RNA from Aspergillus nidulans FGSC A4, 1493 nucleotides. Its product is annotated as C3HC4 finger protein. Bases 1 to 1350 code for a protein of 449 amino acids. Lineage: Eukaryota; Fungi; Ascomycota; Eurotiomycetes; Eurotiales; Aspergillaceae. The transcript is spliced from 2 exons. The record is from RefSeq and is a predicted model, not a curated record.